Molecule: messenger RNA, 2235 nt
Organism: Meriones unguiculatus (Mongolian gerbil)
Lineage: Eukaryota; Metazoa; Chordata; Mammalia; Rodentia; Muridae
Gene: Slc11a1
Product: solute carrier family 11 member 1
Exons: 16
Coding region: 179-1828 (549 amino acids)
Biological process (GO): metal ion transport
Cellular component (GO): plasma membrane
Molecular function (GO): cadmium ion transmembrane transporter activity; manganese ion transmembrane transporter activity; iron ion transmembrane transporter activity
Source: RefSeq, a predicted model, not a curated record
CCGCUCUUACUCACUUGUACCAGCAGCCACUGAAGGGGACAGAUUGAGACGCUGCCAGGCCUACUGCUCACACAGACUGUACCUGACACCCGUGUCCUCAUGACUCGGGAUUUGGAUUGGAGAAGUUCUGUGCUCACUGGGAGGGAAGUGAUUCUGGAAGCCUCCACUUGACACACAGAUGAAAGGUGACAAGAGCCCCCAGAGGCUGAGCAAGCCCAGUUAUGGCUCCAUUCCCAGCCUGCCGGUCCCAGGACCUCAUCAAGCACCUUCCCAGGAAACCUACUUGAGUGAGAAGAUUCCCAUCCCCAGCACAGAGCAGGGCACUUUCAGCCUGAGGAAGCUGUGGGCGUUCACAGGGCCUGGUUUCCUCAUGAGCAUCGCUUUCCUCGACCCAGGGAACAUUGAGUCGGACCUUCAGGCUGGUGCUGUGGCUGGAUUCAAAUUGCUCUGGGUGCUGCUAUGGGCCACGGUGCUAGGCUUGCUCUGCCAGCGGCUGGCUGCCCGGCUAGGCGUGGUGACGGGCAAAGACUUGGGUGAGGUCUGCCAUCUCUACUACCCUAAGGUGCCCCGCAUCCUCCUCUGGCUGACCAUCGAGCUAGCCAUCGUGGGCUCAGACAUGCAGGAGGUCAUCGGCACGGCUAUCUCCUUCAAUCUGCUCUCAGCCGGACGCAUCCCCCUGUGGGGGGGCGUCCUGAUCACCAUCCUGGACACGUUCUUCUUCCUCUUCCUGGAUAACUAUGGAUUGCGCAAGCUGGAAGCUUUCUUUGGAUUCCUUAUCACCAUUAUGGCUUUGACCUUUGGUUAUGAGUAUGUGGUAGCACGUCCAUCUCAGGGAGAGCUUCUUCGGGGCCUGUUCCUGCCCUCCUGCCCGGGCUGUGGUCAGCCUGAGCUGCUGCAGGCCGUGGGCAUUGUUGGCGCCAUCAUCAUGCCCCACAACAUCUACCUGCACUCAGCCUUGGUCAAGUCUAGAGAGGUAGACAGAACCCGCCGGGAGGACGUUCGAGAAGCCAACAUGUACUUCCUGAUUGAGGCCACCAUCGCCCUGUCCGUGUCCUUCAUCAUCAACCUCUUCGUCAUGGCUGUUUUUGGUCAGGCCUUCUACCAGCAAACCAACGACAGAGCGUACAACAUCUGUGCCAACAGCAGCCUCCACAACUACGCCAACAUCUUCCCCAGGGACAAUCAGACAGUGUCGGUGGAUAUUUACCAAGGAGGCGUGAUCCUAGGCUGUCUCUUUGGCCCUGCUGCCCUCUACAUCUGGGCAGUAGGUCUCCUGGCAGCUGGGCAGAGUUCUACUAUGACCGGCACCUACGCAGGACAGUUCGUGAUGGAGGGCUUCCUGAAGCUGCGGUGGUCUCGCUUCGCCCGCGUCCUCCUCACUCGCUCUUGCGCCAUCCUGCCCACGGUGCUGGUGGCCGUCUUCCGCGACCUGAGGGACCUGUCGGGCCUCAAUGACCUGCUCAACGUUCUUCAGAGUCUGCUGCUGCCCUUUGCUGUGCUGCCCAUCUUGACCUUCACCAGCAUGCCAGCCGUCAUGCAGGAAUUCGCCAACGGCCGGUUGAGCAAAGCCAUCACCUCCUUCAUCAUGGCGCUGGUCUGUGCCAUCAACCUCUACUUUGUGGUCAGCUACCUGCCCAGCCUUCCGCACCCUGCCUACUUUGGCCUUGUAGCUGUACUGGCUGUGGGUUACUUGGCUCUUACUGCUUACCUGGCCUGGACGUGUUGCAUCGCCCACGGAGCCACCUUUCUGACCCACAGCUCCCACCGGCACUUCCUGUACGGGCUCCCUAAGGAGGAGCAGGAAGAUGCGGUGAGCCCUGGGUGGUGAGAGCCACACACUGGCGCUCCGGAUCCAGCAAGCACAGAGGCACCGGGGACGGGAACAGAGCAAGGCAGAUGGAGGGCCGCCUCCCGUCCUGCUGGAUUGCAGGUUUCCAGUUUAGACAAGCGCUUUACCUCAGAGUAAAGUGUGCUAGGGACCACACCCAUCUCACCACAACCCAGAAGACUUAAAAACACAGGGCUUGGGGCUAGAGAGACGGCUCAGUUGUUAGGGACACUCCGCUGCUCUUCUGGAAGACCUGGGAUCGAUUCCCAGCACCAACCUGGCGGCUUUCAAGGGACUGUGACUCCAGUUUCCGGACAUCCAGUGCCCUCUUCUGGCCUUUUCAGCUGGCGCACGGACAAACAUGCAGGCAAACCGCCUGUAUACAUGAAAAUUACUUAAAAACAAAA